Papaver somniferum (opium poppy) is the source of this 3681-nucleotide messenger RNA. Its product is annotated as transcriptional elongation regulator MINIYO-like. NCBI's taxonomy places the organism in Eukaryota, Viridiplantae, Streptophyta, Magnoliopsida, Ranunculales, Papaveraceae. The record is from RefSeq and is a predicted model, not a curated record. The transcript has 5 exons. The coding region runs from base 85 to 3387 and encodes 1100 amino acids.
ACAGUCACAGGCGCAUUCUCAAGUCUCUCUUCUUUGUUUCGCAACAAUAUUUUUCCUGCUUCCAUUUACUGAAGAGAAAAAAACAUGUCAACUAAAAAAAAGGUAGUGGAAAUCAAAGAAGAUUCGAACUUGUUUGAACUUGUCGGAAGCAUAGUAGAGAAGGGGUUUUCUUCAGAAUCAUCAUCACAAUCCAACAGCAAGAGGAAUCCUAUUUCUUUCCCUCAACCCACUGUUCUUCCUUUCCCCGUUGCCCGUCAUCGCUCCCAUGGACCUCAUUGGGCACCUUUGGGAAGUGAAAUGGAUGUUGAUGAUGUCAAUGAGGAUGAGGAUGAUAAGGAUUUUAACACUAUACCAUCUACCUUUGCUGUUCCUAUACAAAAGAAAGAAAAAAAGGGGUUGAGCUUUAAUAAUUGGAAGGAAGUUCUUCAACGGGAUUCUUUAAGCAAAGGAACUGAAAUUGCCAAGUCUACAUUACGGCAUUCUGUGAAAGGAAAGCGAGAAAGAGAAGAAUCUGGUAACAUUGCCAAGAACAGUACUUGUGAGCUAUUUUUGUCCAGGUCUAUGGAAUUUGGGAGAGUACCAACUACAAGUUCAGAGACAGUAAUGAGUUCAGAAAUUCGUGUUAGGAAUGUGGACCAAGCAAUGGUGGAUUCUUUUUCUAAAAAUGUGGAGAGGGAGCAAAUGUCUACGCCUCUUGAGGUGCAAAUUGACGAGGAAAAUCGUUCCCGCUUACAGCAAAUGUCACAUGAUGAGAUUGCAGAAGCUAGAGCUGAGAUACUGGAGAAAAUGAAUCCGGGGUUAUUAGAGAAACUGAAGAAACGAGGAGAAAACAAAGUUGGAAAGCCUAAAAAUUUGCAAUCAAAUAGAGAUAAUGGAUGCGAGACAGGUAGUCGUCUGGAUGCGAUACCGAUUAUUGAGGAUUUAAAGAGCAAAGAGGGUUCACCCUCCGCAGAGGCUAAAUGUUCUCCAGCAGUGACUCCCAAGGAUGUUCAAAUUGGUGGUGUGAAAAUAUCAAACAAACCGAGUAGUGAGAUUUGGAAUGCUUGGAGUGAGAGGGUCGAGGCAGCAAGGAUGUUAAGGUUUUCUUUGGAUGGUCAUGUUUCUGAAUCUUGGAGUUGGAGCUUUGUUAGUCCGAUGGUUAAGUUUGCACUUAAAUGGAUAUCCUUUGAGAGUGACCCUUGUCUCAGUGAAAUUUUUGAUUGCAACAAAAUAACUAGUAAUAACUCCCAAGAUCCUUCUUUGAGUAGCUGUUUGUGGGUUAUUUCAUCUGUUAUGUACCUGCUUAGAGGUAUACUUGUAAAAGUGGCACCAGAAGGUUCUAAUAGUUUGCAUGAAAGUGGAGGUCGUGUACCAUGGUUGCCAGAAUUCGUCCCUGAAAUUGGACUUGCAAUCUUGAAAAACAGAUAUCUGAAUAUUGGUGAUACGGUACUUUCAGAAGGAGACUCGUUAAUUAAGGACCUAUGUGAUUUGAGACUUCACAGUAUUGAAUUAUCGUUAUCGUCUGUUUGUUGCCUUCAUAGGCUAGUCCAGCUUAUAGUUUCUCUGGACAAUUUGAUACAGCUAGCUAAGAGAGAAAUUCCAAAUCUCUCCUUCUCAGAAAAUAACUUUUCAGGUGAGGGAGAUAUACUAGAGAGUGGAAUAGUAAUUUGGACCCAAGAUCAAUUGCGGAGUGUACUAGAAACCAUCAUGGCAUUGGUUUCCUCUGGGUGGGAGAAGGUGCAUGCCAUUGAGACAUUUGGCCGUGGAGGUCCUGCUCCGGGUGUUGGACUAGGGUGGGGUGCUUCCGGUGGAGGAUUUUGGUCAGGGUUGGUUUUACUUGAACAAACAGAUGCACGGUUGCUUAUGAACUUGCUUGAUAUAUUUCAGAUAGACUACGGAAGACAUAUUUCUACAGUUGACGAUGUGAACUUCACAUUUGUUGCUCAAAGGAUUAUUUCAGUGCUUGAAACAAGCUUAACUCUAGGACCAAGGGAUACCUAUAUCAUGGAGAAUGUGUUGGAUUUCUUACUCCAACCUUCAGUUCUGAAGUACCUUAAUCUCUUUGUUCGCCAAUUUCUACACCUUAAGAGGUCUGUUAAUCCAUGUAUAUGUGCACAUAACGAGGAGGACUACCUGCGCUUCAGUAAGAUAUUAAAUUCCCACUUCAGAAAUAGAUGGCUAUGUGAAAAGAAGAAAACUAAAGUUGUAGAAGGUGGUGUUGAUCUCAGCCAGGAUACAUCUGAGAAAGGCGGCAAUGCUCUGGACACAAUUUACGAGGAUUCUGAGGAGAAAUCAGAUAGUGUUGCUGGUAACCCUCGUUGCACUUCUUUGGUGGUAGAGUGGGCUCACCAGAGACUGCCCCUCCCUUUGCAUUGGUUUCUCAGUCCAAUCUCAACUGUUGCUGGCAUUGGAGGUGCUGUUGAGCUUCCAAAUGGCUCUGAUGUGCCAAAUAGCAUGUGUCCACCUAGCCCCGGAGAGGCUUUUGAUCUAGCCCAAAGUGGACUUUUCCUUCUUUUAGGUCUCGAAUCUCUAUCCACUCUCCUGUGCUCUGGCCUGCAAGCAUCUCCGGUUAGUCGCGUGCCGUUAGUGUGGAAAAUACAUUCUUUAUCUGUGGUUUUACUGGUUGGAAUGAGUCUGCUGUAUGAUGAGAAUAGCAGGAACACAUAUGAAACUUUGCAAGAUCUGUAUGGACUACUUCUUGAUGAAUCAAGAUGCCAAAGAAGCAUCAAACCUUUGGUGGGAAAUUCAUUGCUAGAAAUCAGAAUUAAAGAUGCAGUUCUUAAGUUUCAGACAGAUGUCCAUGAGAGUUAUUCCACAUUUAUUGAGACUCUUGUCGAGCAAUUCGGUGCUAUAUCUUAUGGGGAUUUGGUCUAUGCUCGGCAAGUUGCAGUAUAUCUACAUCACUCUGUUGAGGCCCCUGUCCGGGUUGCUGCAUGGAAUGCACUAUCUGGUGCCCAUCUUCUUGAACUGUUGCCACCGCUAGAAAAAUGCAUUGCUAAGUCUGAAGGAUAUUUGGAAUCUGAGGAUAAUGAAGGGAUUCUAGAGGCGUACUUGAAAUCGUGGGUGUCUGGGACUCUUGAUAAAGCUUCAGUUAGAGGAUCCAUGGCAUUUACUAUCGCACUGCACCAUCUCUCAUCUUUCGUUUUUCAAUAUACUGCGGAUGACAAGUUAACUCUAAGGAAUAAAAUUGCAAGGUCUCUUUUGCGUGACUCCUCGCGCAAAAAGCAACAUGAGGCCAUGAUGUUGGACUUGAUACGCUAUGCCAAGACUGGAACAUCUCAAGAGCAUAAAUUGGAGCUGGAAACAAGUGAAAUUGAGAAAAGAUUCAAGAUUUUAACAGGAGCCUGUGAAGGAAAUUCUGCUCUUCUUUCUCAAGUUGAGAAGCUCAAGUCUUUCUUUCUCCACUGAACAGAUUAGAUCGUGCUAUAUUGUUGUGCUGCUGUCUUGGUUUCCCACCAUGUUACUCCGUGUCCCACUCUUUUUGUCUCUCUGUGUUUCAAAGGAGCAUGCUGUUGCGCUGGGGGAUUUUGUAUAUGAUCGUAUCAUGUGAAGAAAUCAAGAUUUUGAUACAAGCUUUGUAAAAAAAUGUGUUGUUUUCUAAGUUGUGAACUCAUUGUUCGCAAUUCGACAAGACGCUACUACUAACAAGAACAUCCUCAACUUAAACAACAAGAAAUGAUUAGAGACGAGGCAUAGCAUGAA